GGCAACAACGACGACGACGACGACGACGACGACGAAGACGAAAGUGUUGUGGCGGCGGUGGUGGUGGUGGUGGUGGUGUUGGAGGCGGGAGGGUGACCUCCGGCCAGAGCUCGUCGACGACGAGAUGUUAUCGUGCCGUCUCGCGCCGAUUCUGAUCCUCACUACGAUCCUCAGCGAAUUAACGACGAGCGGCUGCGGUGAGAGGAUGAGUGGACUUUACGUCGACAAUGGCUUCGAUCAGACGAUCGUACACAGGGUCGUUAGCCAGAGAGAAAAACGUGAAGUCGAGCAUGAAAUAUUGAAUUUGCUCGGGUUGCCUGAUAGGCCGAGGAACACAGCUGGAAGGCCACCUCAAAUCAAGAGAUCCGCACCUAAAUUUCUUCUUGACAUUUAUAAGAACGCUCUUGGCGAAGAUGAGGACGAUAGCCGACGAUCGAUUGCCGAUCAAACGCAUAGGGCUGGAGGAGAGUUCGAUCUUACUGGUCAGGAUCUCAGGGCCAUCGACCAGAGCGACGUCAUCAUGACCUUUGCUGCGCACAAUCAUCACGUUCCUGGGGUGAGGCACGAACGCGGAAAAAGGCUUUGGUUCGAUGUCUCGGAUGUUCCACCUGGAGAACACAUAAUUGGAGCUGAAUUAAGGCUUUAUCGAAGCAUAGACGUGAAAAAUCGAAGGAAUCGUGGAUCUUACAUGAUCACGGCAUAUCGGGUUCUAAGAAGUGAAGAUGGGUCACGGGAAUUACAAUAUGUUGAUGCGAUAAACACGACAAUAGGAAGAGAAGGAUGGUUGACAUUAAACGUCAGCGAACCUCUUUCACAUUGGGUGAAUAACCCCAAUGGAAAUCGAGGAUUGUAUCUUUCGGUUCAUCCUGCCGAUCGUUCUGUGCACGAGAUGAGGCCAGAGGAUAUCGGCAUCGUUGGGUUCAGAGGUGAUCCGGACAAGCUACCCUUUAUGGUGGGUUACUUCAAAAGCUCUGGCAUCAGAGAAUCGAAAGUGAGACAAAAACGUGAUGCCAGGAGAAGAAAGAAAAGCGAAUCGUCUAGCUUAGAUUAUCGAAAUAAUCCUUACACCGAUCCUGGCGCGCAAUACAACUCGAGAACUUGCAAGAUCCAAACGCUCUACGUCAGCUUCAGGGAUCUUCAGUGGCAGGACUGGAUCAUAGCACCGGACGGGUACGACGCAUAUUAUUGCAGCGGUGAAUGUAAUUUUCCCUUGAACGCUCAUAUGAACGCUACCAAUCAUGCGAUCGUACAAACAUUGGUGCAUCUCGUGAGCCCCGGUAAAGUACCAAAGCCCUGUUGCGCGCCUACGAAACUUUCUGCCAUUUCAGUCUUAUAUUUUCUCGACGAGAGCAACGUUAUUUUAAAGAAGUAUAAGAAUAUGGUUGUAAAGAGCUGCGGAUGUCAUUGAUUAAGUUUACUCACUUUUUCGAAAGAACAGUCCUUUCAAUAGCGAAUGGAUCGUCGUUCGAUCCUGCAUCUGGAAGGUCGUCACCAAGCUUGGCGUUUUCAAUGCUUUUUUUUUUUUUUAUUCAAAACGUUUCAACAGAAACAUGGCAAUGAGUCGUAAACGAGCAACGAUACCUACGUUUUCCCAUCAUUUUUUAUAAUCAUUGGUAAGACGCAACCCCGAUGCAAUCUUGACGCAACGCCCAGAUCCAAAUUUCUCUCACACACACACACACACACACACACACACACACAAUAAGGAUAACUGCAACGAAUGCGAGAAAUAUAUUUUAAUAUAUCGAAUAUCGAUGGCAUUUCAACUGAAAGAAUUCAUUUAAGUGACAUAACAAAGUUUAAAGACUUUACACAAACUUCGGUUAUAGCUAUUGUUGAAUAAAACAAUGUCUUUCUCUUUUUUUUCUUCCGAGAAUGUACAUUUAUUUACAUAUGUAUGAGAAAAUAUCAAUGCAAUUAUUCCAUGUAAUUAGACUUAUUUAUAUUUCUUAGUAUAUCACUCAUUCGAACGGACAUUGUAUGUAAGAGAAUACUCUUAUCGAAUAUAUCUAUAUUAUAGAGUUAUUUAAUGUAAACCAUUCCAUUUUUUAAUGACGAUUGUUUGGAAACGAAAAUUGGAUAAUUUAUUAUUACAACCUCGCGCAAUGAAAACAAAUUCGUUAAAUAACAAAAAUUUUGUAACCUUAUGACAUUUAUCUUUUGCACUCCUACCGCGUUUUUUGCAAAAGAAUUUAUAAUCAAUAGUGAAAUUCCUCAAUGAGAAAAAUAAUGUUAAUUAUUAAUUGCUGCUAAUUAAUCCAAAAUAAAAGUCAGGUAAGAAAAUAAAUAAAUCACGCGUGCAUAUAUAUAUAUAUAUAUGUAUGUAUAAAAUUAGAUCUAUCGAAUGUCAAAGUGUAUGGAUGGGAUUCUUCUUCUUAUUUCUUUUUUUUUUUUUUUUUAUUUUAAGUAACGAAACGUGUAUGAGUGUUGUGCGGAGGUAGGUAUGUAAAUUGAAACAUAAUCUAGUUUACAGUUAUGUUCUCACAACUUUUGUAACGACAAUGUAAAUAUACCGUUGUACAUAUG
Messenger RNA from Vespa mandarinia (Asian giant hornet), 2526 nucleotides. RefSeq names its product glass bottom boat (gene gbb). The record is from RefSeq and is a predicted model, not a curated record. Lineage: Eukaryota; Metazoa; Arthropoda; Insecta; Hymenoptera; Vespidae. Gene Ontology annotation, cellular component: extracellular region. Gene Ontology annotation, molecular function: growth factor activity; cytokine activity.